Xyrichtys novacula (pearly razorfish) is the source of this 2006-nucleotide messenger RNA. Lineage: Eukaryota; Metazoa; Chordata; Actinopteri; Labriformes; Labridae. The record is from the annotation of a GenBank genome assembly.
ACAAAUAAAAUCAGCGAAGAAGAAGACGGAGCACAAUAACAGGAAGUCGGCAGAUGCUACAAGAAGUGCCGCUAACGUGAUCUAGAAAUGUCGAUUGUUUUCGUGCCGAAGAAAUUACGGGGAACCGCGGUAAUCAACCAAGAAACGAUACAAAGGGUAAGACACAGUUAUAAAGCAUAUCUACAGAUUUCUUUAGGAAGCUGUUAGCUAAAAUUCCCGCUCAGAAAUGGAGGUAAGGCGCGAAAUUUCACUGCUAGCUUCUGUAGUUUUUGAGGUUGAACCAUCAUUCAGGCCUCUUGUUCUCUUGAUUUGAGCUCUCAUUUAUCGUCGUACUCUGUGAUAAUGCGAUUUGUUCACUCCUACUAUUAAUAUUUUCAAAGCUGCAAACAUUUGGUUAACUUUGUGUUGUCUUGUUUUUUUCCACAGCUGCUGGAUGAAAAUGAUCAGCUGAUCAGAUGCAUCGCUGAGUACAUGCAGAAAGGACGAGCUGUGGAGUGUGUGCAGUAAGUCUUGCUGCUUAUUUAGAGCACAGAUGAUGAGACAGAACUUUUUAGAGAAUGUUGAUUACAUUUUAUACAGAUCGAGUUCAGUAAGGUUCAAAACUUAAUGCUUCAUGAGGCAUUUAUUGUUCCUGUGUUGAUCAUAUUUAAUACUUAAAACAAACAUGAGACUGUGCUUAUUGAAUGUCGUUAUAAUGGCACUCUUACCCCAUACUAUGCUAUUUUUGUUUUAACUCUAUUUUGUUGCCUUAGAAUUGCCAUAUCAAAGGGACAUUCCGGCGUAAAAUUAAUUUAGGAUCAAACACACAGUAACACCGAGUUACACACCCCCUCGAGAGAUGACACAGCGGGGUGACGCAGCUCAAGGAAGAACAUUUAUGAUCAUUUCUUCAUGGAAAUGCAAUCAGACUGAGACGCUAAGGCAGAACUACCGUGUCUGCAGCUCAAAAUGAUUAAUAUGAUGAUUAUUACUUAAAGGAAAUUAUAAAAUAUUGAUAAUAAAUGUUCUUCCUUGAGCUGUGUCAACCCACGGCAGUCUGUAAUGGACUCCCCUGAGGUCUCGCUACAAACAAGCAGCUGCUGUAAGAGAGUAGGUGAGUUGUGUUUGGUCUCUUUGUUCAAGAAAUCAGGCAAAGUUAAAAGGAUGUUUGGUGGCGAGUGCUGUGGCUGGGACCCUAUAUGUACUGUUGAUGAAGUUAUGUGCUGUUCUUAGCAUUAUUUGUGGCUAUAGAGUAGGUUUUUGUUUAAGGUUUGUGUGUGGAGACAUAGACCGUUGUGUAUUGCUAUUGUGCGGUUGUUGCUUAAGUUGGUAUAACCAGAGAAGCAAGCGGUCGGCAACAUCCAUCUCUCGAGGGGGUGUCUAACUCAGUGUUACAGUGUGUUUGACUCUAAAUUAAUUUUACGCCGGAAUAUCCCUUUUAAUAUGGCACAUUUCUGUACACAGAUCAGUAUUUCGUUGUUCUACGCCCGCCUUCACUACUGUGCACUUGCACUUAACAGCUGCUGUUUGUUUUUGUGUAUAUUUCCAUUAGAUACCAACAGAUUCUGCAUCGCAACAUCGUUUAUCUUGCGACCAUUGCUGAUGCCAGCCCAGACACAGUGGCCCCUGCUCCCAGUGUAAUGACAAACCACCACAUUCAUCUGAAACCGCUGCAGUGAGAACAGUAUCCCGCUUUGUGGCUCAUUCCUAACACAUUUCUUUGUUUCUGUUUACAGUCCUCAUCCAGUGAAACUUCCACAGCCACUGUGAACGAACAUGGAGGGACAUGAGGAUGACUGCCUCUGUCAGUGGAGUUAGGAUUUACUGUCAAAUAUCUGAUGUGACUGAAAAUGAUUUUGCACAACAAAAUGUAUUUAUAAGAAGUUUCACCGUUGAAAGAAGUUUCCCAUUCAAAGUCUACCUGUGUUUUAGUUCAGUAAUGCUAUACUGGAUGUUUAGAUCAUGUGAGGAAGUUCUGUGAAUUUUGAUACCAUCUGAGUUUAAUAAAGAAAUAUUUAUUUUUGAAA